UGCCUGUAGUUGGCGCUCGAACUUGCUCAUGGCAUCAUUUAUGCAACGAAUUACGAACUGCGCUUGGAAUUCUAGGUUUAGUUUCAGCCCCUUUGCUCCGUUGUUUUUUGUCACACUUCUUCGGGUGCUUUUCUUGAAUUGUAUCCCCCCCCCAAAAAAUAUAUAUUCCUUGGUCCUCAGUGGCUACGGUCGGAAAUGCACUUAACAUGUGUGUCUACGUCUCCGAGGAAUUCGUAGCCAAGUAACUAGAUCGAUCCACUUCACGUACGUACCUCCGGGCCGUGCGCAUCGACGUAUAGUGCGUAUGAUAUGUACGAACGAAAAUAACACGUUUUUAUGAUCUUGUCCCCGCCGCGCCGCCUCGCUACUUCGUUCAUCAUCGUUGUUAAAUGCAAGCUACUUAAAACUUAAACCAGCCACAGGGCGCCAGCCUAGGCUUAGGUCUAGCUGCGGCUAGGUCUAUUAUUCGUGCGUCUCCACGUAUUUCCAAUGGGAUGAAGACCUAGCCCGAGCUAGCUCUAGACAACACAGCUUUGGAUGCAGUGAAAAUGGAGAAGGGGAUGAUUCUGGAAGAACAGUUCCUUGUGGAUAAUGAUGAAAAUGCUUCAAGCAGCUCUGUUAGUGAGUCAGAAUCAGAUGGUGAAGAAAAGUCGAAGGGAAAGGAGAGCAUUGAGCCAAGUGCUGAUGAGCUAAAUGCCAGAGAGCAUCGCCAUCGCAGUAAAAAACGCCACAAACACCAUCGCCACCAUCACCGGAAGAAGCACCGGAAACACUCCAGCGAGCGAGAUGACCACCGACAUUCACGCCGCCACAAGCACAAACAUAAGAAGUCGUCACGCAGCAGCAGCAAGUCCAGCAGCCGUCCUGAUGGGAGGCGGAGAGCGCACAAGCGGGAGGGCGUGGUCCCGUACACAGCAGAGGAGGAAGGGGAGGAAGAGGAGGACGGAGAGGACACUGCCGCCCUGGCCGACCUGGAGAAGCAGAAGGAGCUCUUACAGGCUGAGCUCUUGAACGACCUCGGCCUGAACAAUGAGGAGGAACUCAAGCAAGCCUCUGGCAUGGCCAUCAUUGCCAAAGGCUACGUGUCGUCAGACGAGGAAGGUCAGGUAUCAGAGGGGGACACCCGAGCUACGGAAAACUCCAAACAGCAAGAGGACUCGGAUGAUGAUGUGGUCAUCGUCCAAGAAAUACGGGGGAGCACAAGGAGACAUUCUAAACGAGGCGCACGGUCAAAGUCGCCAGAAGUUGACCGAAAGAGAAACAGCACUGAUAGGUCAAAAGACUCAAGGAGGAGGAGGAGCAUCAGCCGUGAUCGCUCUCUGAAAAAGAGCCACUCUCGCUCGUCCCCGAGCACUUCGCCAAGGAGACAGAGGGACAAAACUGACACGUCCUCAGAUCGGGUGAAGAGAAGCGAGCAGUCCUCUAGCAGGCGGAUCUCAAAGAGAUCCCGAAGUAGAUCCCGGGACAGAAAGCAGUUGGCCUCUCCCAUAGAGGUGGAUAAGCCAAGCUCCAAGAGGAGUCAGUCUCCGAGGAGAAGCAAAUCACCAAAAAGGCGCAGGAGCAGGUCACCAAGAACAUCCCCAAGGCAGAAGAGUCGAAGUCGGUCGCCUCGAAGGAAACCAAAACUUGUAAUAUCUCUGGAAAGUCUACGCCAGCAAAGCCCCCGCAGGUCCCCUUCCCCGCGACGCAGCAGCAGGGGCCGCAGCAAGUCCCCCAGCCGUGUCAGGCCAUUCGGCCGUUCCUCAACAGACCGCAACCACUCCCCACCGGCCCGCCGGCGCAGCCGAACGCCCCAGCGGCUACGGUCGCCCAUUCGCAUUCGCUCACCGACGAGAGAAGAACUUGCAGAGAGGAGGCGGAGGAGGUCACGCUCCCCAGAUCUGAGACGACGAGACAGAGACAGGGACAGGGAGAGCAGGCGAGACCGAGAUAGGGGGAGAGAUCGAGACAGGGACCGAGACCGGCGUCGCGACCGGAGACGUGGCCGUGGAAAUCGAACACCGGAUGACAAAUUUAAGGGAAGUCUUUCUGAGGGACUAACAAUGAAGGACGACUCUUCUGAUGAAGAGUUGCAGGAUGUUGAUCUCCAAGAUGAAGAAGAUGAAGAGACCAUCAUCGAGAGAAGACGCAAACAGCGCCAGGAACUUCUGAAGAAACUGAGAGCCCCAGUAGCCCCAACCGCCACUGAGCUCGGUGUACCAACUCCAGAUGAGUCCAUCACCAGCUCGGGCAUGAACACCCCAAGUAGUCAGAAAGAGACUGAGGAGUCUUCAUCGUCAUCGUCAUCAUCGUCUGACAAUGACAGCAGUGACGAUGAUGACAGUGACAGCGAGGAGGAAGAGGACCAGGAAGCGGCAGACCAGGGAGGGGCAGAAGGGAAGAUUAUUGAUGGGAUGCAAACACUUCCUGAUCCAGAGGGGGUGUUAAGAGACAUUCCAGUUCCAGUUGGAGGCGCUGAAAGGGUUAGCGAGAGCAAAUUAUCAGAGACAGUCCAGAGGCAAGACAAAGCGUCCGUUGUCAAGGUGAACAUGGAGGAAAAGGAGCAUUCGUCAGCCACCAAAACAGAAACAAAAGCUCAAGCCAAGAACGGGAUGGACAUGUUUAGUGAAAAGGACAUGUUUGGAGAUAAUUAUGACAGUCCCACUGUUGAGAAGCUUGGGCACACUGGCCAUGAGAAUCCAAGCUUGACAGACAACUGGGAUGAUGCCGAAGGCUAUUAUCGUGUUCGCAUCGGUGAGCAGUUGGACAAGCGCUACAAUGUAUAUGGCUAUACUGGCCAAGGCGUGUUCAGCAACGUGAUUAGGGCGCGAGAUUCAGCACGGACGCAGCAAGAUGUGGCCAUCAAAAUCAUCAGGAACAACGAACUCAUGCACAAGACGGGUCUGAAAGAGUUGGAGUACUUGAAGAGACUCAACGAUACAGACAGGGAAGACAAGUUCCACUGUGUUCGUCUCUUCAGACAUUUCUUCCAUCGCAACCAUCUCUGUCUCGUCUUUGAGCCCCUCAGUAUGAACCUACGUGAAGUGUUGAGACGUUAUGGUAAAGACCAUGGCCUCAACAUCAAAGCUGUGCAUUCCUAUACCUGUCAGCUCUUUAUGGCCCUGAAACUCUUGAAGCGGUGCAGCAUACUCCACGCCGACAUCAAACCAGACAACAUCUUGGUGAAUGAAUCCAAGGCCAUUCUCAAGCUGUGCGAUUUUGGCUCGGCAUGCCACGUAGGUGAGGCGGACAUCACUCCGUACUUGGUCAGCCGCUUCUACCGGGCGCCAGAAAUAAUCAUCGGUAUGACCUACGACUACGCCAUUGAUCUCUGGAGCACGGCCUGUACCAUCUUCGAGCUGUACACGGACAAGAUCCUGUUCCCCGGCAAGUCCAACAACCAGAUGCUGAAGCUGAUGAUGGACCUGAAGGGCAGGAUGCCCAACAAGAUGAUCAAGAAGGGGAUGCUGAAGGACGGCCACUUUGACGGCAGCUUCAACUUCAAGUACAUUGAGGUGGACAAAGUCACCGAGAGGGAGAAGGUGACCACCUACAGCGCGAUCAACCCAGGCCGGGACCUGAUGGGGGACCUGGUGGGGGUGGGCCGGCCCGACCGCAAGCUGACCCAGCUCAAGGACCUGCUGGAGAAGUGUCUGACGCUGGACCCCAGCAAGCGCAUCCAGAUCAAGGAGGCCCUGCACCACCCCUUCAUCCAGGAAAAGAUAUGAUGGGGGCCCGGAAAAGAGCAGGCAUACGAGUGCCGGAACAGUAACCAAGACAGGCAGGUCCAUUCAAAACCGUCAGUUACAUAUUGAAAAGAAAACUGUACCACAGACUCACUGUCUGAAAUUAGUUCCACUGCCAAAUGGUAAACUGUUUAUCACUAAUAGUACUUGAGACCGAUAAAGGUGGUGAUUUAUUUAUUCAUUCUAGCAUGGCGUAAUGUUCUAUUGUGCUUUGGGCUGGAGAUCUCACACCCAUUGAGUAUAGAUCUCAGUUUGGGGGAUUACAGUCUCUAUCGGCUUCAAGACUCACCACCAUGAAAACCAUAUUAUUCAGGCUGCUUGAAAUCACAGGUUAUCCGUUGUGGUUUACAGUGAAAACAAACUGUUGAAUCUUAACAGUUAACAGACAUCCUGAAAAUGCCUAAGUCUUCUAAUUCUCGUCAGAACGGCACAGCCUCACUCAGUGUUCUGAGUUUGGAUUAAAACGAUCGGUGAGAGAUAUUUUUUAAAAAGAAGUAGUGUUUUCAUUUUGUUGUUGUUUCAAUCUGGUUAAUGAAAACUUCGUGAAUGAUGUGUAUGCAUAACAACAACGGAAGUGAAAGGUUUCCCGUUCUUUUUGAACGUUUCUCUGUGAAUGUAGUUCUUGUGUUUUUGUUCAAAGUAAAUGACACGUGUUCAGUGAAACAGCUGCCUGAAGCGUAAAACAGUGGGAGAUUUAUAGAAGAAAAAAUUGGCCAGGGAUUUUGUUUUCCUGGAAAAAAAAGAAAACAGAGGAAAUGAAUUGCUUUCCCUUUGGCAAGAAGAUUAUACCUCAGAAACAAACUUAAACCAUCAUGAAAAUAUGUGCGCUUGAAAGAACAAAAUGAAUUCUUGACACAUUUUUUUCUGUUCUGGCUUUGCAUCCUGUGGCAAAUGUGACAAUUUGUUCAGCUACUUCAGUGGAAAUGAGAGAAACGUGGAAAUAAAUUGCUUGUCGCAUGUUUUUUUUGUAGUAAUGGCAAAGAGUGUAGGGCAAUCACAAAUGCUGAAUGGACUUUUGUAAUGGAAAAUCCUUGUUUCUGGGCUCUGAGCGUAUGGACACUUGACUUGAGAUUGUCAUACAGAAAUCUACAGCAAGGUUUAAUUUCCUCCCUUCUCAUCCUCACAGACGCACUUGUGUUGAUUUGUGGUACUAUACAUCCGGGCAUUUUAUUUUGUGAAAUUAAACACAGCAUUGAUGGAGACUUGGGGUUCCUGAUACCCUCCCAAAAAUGGGUACCCAAAUUCCUUUGUAACCCUUUGUAAAAUGACGAUGUAAUUUCUCAUUCUUCUGUUGCUUGUAAAAAUUAAAACAAGAGCUUCUGUGUCCAAAGAAUACCUCCUAAAAGCUUUCGGAUUAUGUUUAUUUAGUUGAGGUUUGUAGAGAAAUCGUAGGGUUGUAAAUCUGUUAUGUCUUGCUUCUUUUAAGCAUUUUGAUAGAAAUGACAGUUAUACGGGCUCUCCACCACUUGGGUUGUAGGUGGCGCGGCCCAACAAAUUCUGCUUCAGCACUCGGUUAAUAGUGAAUAUUUCCUUAAAUUGCCUAAUUGUGUUGAUCCUUUGAUUUGUGAUGGUUUUUUGUUUUUGUGUGUGAUUUGUUUUGUGUGGGGAAUUACUGCUUGGAGACAGACACAAGAAAUUUGAAAGGAAUGCUCGAGCACUGUUUACAUUUAUGUUGAUGUUAUUGAAUGUAUUAGGCCUACUGAAAUCAAGUGAGGCCAUGUUUAAUUCCUCUGAUUGAGGGUAAUUAAAUGGCUUCUUCAUUACUGAGUUUAGAUGAGAUGCGACUUCUGAUUGGCAGGAUUUCAAAAAAAAAAUUGAAAAUGAAAUCAGGCAUAAAAUGGAAUCAUACAUGUGCAUGUAACCUUUGUUCCCUUAUAAUUUGCAUUUCAUGUUGUGUCUUUGAAUGCCGCACGCAUAAAUUGUUUUUAUUAUAAUGAAUUUUCUUUACAUUCUGUAUCUAAAGAUGUUGUUUCACUUAAUUCGUGCUUGGAAGGCAGAGAUAGUUAUGGUGUUGAGGGUCAGUUAUCCUGUUUCGUCAAUUGCUGGUUUAGUUUUCUCGGAACAUUGUUUUAAUGGAAUGUAGACAUUUAGAGAACGUCAGAUUGUAGCAGGGGAAAUAGACAUUGGCCCCAUUUUGGUUUGGAGCAGUGGAGUAACAAGUGCAGUAUUCGUGGGAGGUACACAGACUAAAAGGAUGGUAGUCCCAAUGGACCCUUCCCACGAAAUAUGCAAAUAAGGCAGGCACAUGCGCAUUACUACCACUUGUUGGCAAAGGUGCUUAAAUCUAUGACGUAACAAUACAAAUCUCUAUAUGUGCGCAACUAUGAGCACAUACACGCCAUUUCCGUGCUGGUAUAGUUUGACAUGAGUGCCAAAGUUAAAGACAAGGAGUUGUUACUUUCCAGCCUCAAGACAUUGAAAACUUCACUUAGUUGCGAGAAAAGCGUGCUGAAGUAUCUGACAAAGGCUGUAAUAUGGUUUUGUUUGAACUUCAAUGCUCCAGGUUAUGGUUAGAGCAGGUCUCCUACACUGCCGACAGUGUUGACGGCCGCGCUUGCCAACCAGUGGUAGUAGUGCACAUGCGCCUGUCUAAUUUGCAUAUUUCAGGGGAAAGGUCCACUGUAUUGUUGACCAAAGAAAUUAAGGACCUCAACUUAAUAUGCAGUUCACUCUACUAAUGACUAUCACCUGUAAUAUCAUGUUGCAUUCUUUGCAAAUUAAGCCUAGCUGUCUCUCUGUUUAGAAAUUCUGAAUUCUUUAUAAGAAUUUUAAACAUUGCUUACUACACAUGCAUCUAAGCUAAGCUAUCUGGCUCAUGUGUUGAAAAGACGUCAAUUGAAGUUGCACUGGUGUAUGUAUGUAUGUCUGUAUGUAUAUAAGCAUGAUAUACAGGGUUUGCUCUGCAUGUUAAGCAGGGAUACAUCGGUUGACAGCUCAAUGCAGAACUGCAAGUGGGCCCGCAAAUAUUGUUUGGUUUUAUGAUUAAUCAGUGUUUUGAUUGAUUGUUUCUUUUUGAUACCCACUUUGUGAAAGUAAAAGCUUUCUUUCAGAUUUUGAGAGCCAGAAACUUCUUCAACUAAAAACUCACAAAAUGUGGGGCAAACAUGCAAAUAGUUUGUGUCUGAUAUGCACAGCUGGAUGCCAUCGAUUUAACAGAUGCUAACAGCAAAAAAAAAUCCUGAACAUGGACUGCUUGCUUUUAAUAUCCUUGAUUAGUCCUCUCAUAAACACUUUGGCAGAAAAGAAAUCGGCCAAAAGAGAAUGGUUAAUCAAUUGAAAAAGUAAAUGAAAACUUGCAGGCUUGGCAACAAGGCAGUUGGUAUUUUGUGAACUGGUUGUAAGUAGGCUGAGUGGCCAAGACCAGUUUUGAAGGCAAGAUCUACCACGGAUGUGGUGACAUAUAAGACGCCAUCAUGACUUUUAUCCCACAACCAGUUGUCAAACGUGUGUGCCGUUAAUUCUUUUUUUCCCCCGUUUGUUCAGAAACAACCAAGCGGUGUUAAAGAUUUGUUGAGUUCUUGUAGAGUUACAGACGGAUGAAUGUAUUAAAAUAGUCACCGACUUAAUCUA
Molecule: messenger RNA, 7295 nt
Organism: Acanthaster planci (crown-of-thorns starfish)
Lineage: Eukaryota; Metazoa; Echinodermata; Asteroidea; Valvatida; Acanthasteridae
Gene: prpf4b
Product: pre-mRNA processing factor 4B
Biological process (GO): mRNA cis splicing, via spliceosome; peptidyl-serine phosphorylation; peptidyl-threonine phosphorylation
Molecular function (GO): protein serine/threonine kinase activity; ATP binding
Source: RefSeq, a predicted model, not a curated record